This is a messenger RNA of Chlamydomonas reinhardtii, 2761 nucleotides long. RefSeq lists its product as uncharacterized. Bases 421 to 609 code for a protein of 62 amino acids. NCBI's taxonomy places the organism in Eukaryota, Viridiplantae, Chlorophyta, Chlorophyceae, Chlamydomonadales, Chlamydomonadaceae. The transcript is spliced from 5 exons. The record is from RefSeq and is a predicted model, not a curated record.
GGUAUACCGUAACAGAGUACGAGAAUGCCAUCCUGAGCCAGGAGCAUGUCCAACCCGCCAUGAACUUAGCUCGAGACGCCACAAACCUGCAUUCUGACGCCCCGCUGUGUUAAGCGCCUACGGCAUAUUUCACUGUCCUGGGUAGCAGUCAUACGGGGACAGGGAACCUGCGCCUCGGCAACGAGGCCCUGCAGGUCUGGCGAUUAGGGUUCAGGGGAGCUCAGAGGGCAGCCGGGCGAAACGGCACAUGGCGCUUGAAGCAUAGAGCGUGAGGAGGCUGGGUGGCAGCGAUGUAAUUCUGCCGACGCGCCCAAGGUAACUCUCAGCGGCCGCUGGGAGCUGCUAACGCACUGGCCAAAGCUGCUCGUUCCCGCCCCGCCGCCGUCCGUGGACGUGGCCCAGGCCCCUGCCUCCCCGGCAAUGCGGCGCAGGUCAAGUGCAACACCUGCUGGCGCGGCAGCCGUGGGAGCGCUGCGGCGGCCAACGGGUGCGGCGGCCCACCGAGCCGAUGGGCACAGCCACGGGCUCUGGAGACCUGGCGGACGCGAGGAGCAGCUGCUGGCGCUGGAGCAUCCUGACACUGGCCGACUGACGGUGCCCAGCGUGUGAGUGGUGUGAAGGCGGCGGGAGUGGACUGCGCAGCUGCGCUUCAAGUGGCAAGCAGCGCCGCCGCGACGGAGGGCCCGGAGGAGCCGCAGGCGGGGGCCGCGGUGGGCGUUGCAACACCUGCGGCCGGCGGCAACAGCAUCGGCGCUGCCUCAACAGCAGCAACAACAGCAUUAGCAACAGCACGCGUGACAGCACGCGUGACAGCGGCAGUAACAGCAUUACAGUAUCAAGUCGGCGGCGUCAGGGUGCGAGCAACCGCCACCGGAUUGGACUGCACGCGGCGUUGGCCCCGAUGGCGGUGUCGCGCACGCCCUCGGGCUCAGCCGCGCUGUCAGCGCCGGCCGCUGAGGCCCUGCGUGCUGCCCCCCGCCGGCGGCGCCCCAGCGGCUGCACAGGCAGCCGCUCCACCGCAUCAGCCGGUUCCACAAGCACUGGCGUGGGACUGGGCGUUCAAGAUGAGGGCUGUAGGUGGCGGCGUCGCGGGCGGGCGCGUGCGUGCGGCGCUGCUUCAGGCGGUGCGGCCGGGCGCAGGUCCAGCAGCCGGAGGGUUCGUGGAGGAGUCGGAAGACCGCAUGGCCCAAGCGAAUGGCAGUACAGUAGUGCGGGCGGCCCGGCCUGGCUGCAUUGGCGCGGCAGGAGGCGUGAGGGCGGUACGGGCCAGGCUGAUUGCCCAGAGCUAUGCGCGCAGGCAGGCAGCAGGCAGGGUAGGUGUCAGCGGGCUUGGUGUUGUGGCACGCAGGUGAACGCACAUUGCGCAGCGACUGGGGUGCCCGGUGCAGGCUCGGGCACGCAGAGGCUAAUAGAGCAGGGAUGGCGGGUGGAGGCAUGCGGCGUGUGCGCAGCCGACCCGCAGCCGGGUACAUGGACGCACGUGUGGUAGCAGCUGUUGCAGUAGUCAAGGACAAUGACAUUGCAAGCAAGGACAAUGAACUUGCAAGCCAGGACAAUGAACUUGCAAGCCAGGACAAUUUCAUUAUUCUUGCUUGCGAUUAACGUUCCGCAAGCGUUCAAUUUCAGCGUCCCGCUCGUCGCUGCCGGCGUCGGAAGAGCUGCUUGGCAUCGUCCUUGACGUUCGCCUCCUUCAUCAUGAAGCUGCUUGGAGCUGUGGCUCUGACGGUGGCGCUGCUCCUGGCCGUGGCCGUGGUCCCCGUGACAGCGUAGUUUGGACUCCUGUAGACGGUCCACCUGAGGUCCCUGGCGGCUGCUUGUGCCCGAGGGGCGAGGGCUGCCCAGUGGACCUGGAGCCGCUCUGCCUGCACGCAUAGAGGUGCGCCACACCAGCAGUUCCCCCGGGUGCGCAGAGGGAGAGACGCCACGGAGGCAACCCUGGCAGCGGCGCGGGGAAAGCUGGGGACCGUAGGGGAGGUGGCGACUAAGAGGCAGGAGGUGCCGAGGAAUGAUGGAUUCAUCUCUCGCCAUGUGCUGUCGCCAGCCGCCCCGCCUGCACCGCAGCAGCAUCAACAUCUGCCACAGGUGCCUGGACCAGGUGGUGGCGGAUUGGAGGUCACUGGAGUGCAGGCAGUACAAUCGGGAGGAGCUGAAGGGAGCAACGGCGCACAGGCAUUGUUGGCAUACCGGCAGCCGCCGCCGUCACAGCACCAGCAGCAGCAGCAGCUUGCUGUUGGAAACGGCCGCAAGCGCGCCAGGGAUGAUGAUGAUGGCGCUGGCCAGCGCCGAUCUCAGGUGCCCAACGGGAACAUGUUGUGGGUAUAGGACAAGAAGGCGGAGGCCAAGACGGCUGCGGUCAAAGAAGCCUGGGUGAGCCUGCCUAGCCGCGAGCAGUCUACUGUCUUCGGUGCUAUGUGGAACGAAGGGGCUGCCUGAUGAGGUGCGGGACCGGUACAAGGCGAAGACCAUGCGAAGAGCAUGCUGCUGGGCGGGGCAGAUUGGCAAGCCGGUGUGACUGAGCUGCGGCCGUGCACCUCGUGCGCGUGACGGUGCUGCUGCGGACUCCUCACGGUGUGGGCCGCGAACGGCAACGACCAGGACGCAACUAGCUAGCUAUUGUGGGUGAGCUGCGGCUGACGCUGCCGUGCGGUUGUGUGUGUGUGACACGGUGAUGCUGUGGACCCUGACGGUGUAGGGCGUGAACGGCAAGGAUGAUGACGCUACGAGCAAGUGUGAAGUAAUCCUUGCAACGCAACUCAAGGCA